CGAAGCGCCUCGUGGCGCGCGAAGGCCACCAGACGGAGUUGCCGUGCGACCUGCGCGACGCCCUGUCCAACGACUCGCUCGCUUUCGUGCACUGGUACCACGCCCCCGAGCGCGAGCUUCACAGUGGCUCCCCCGGUGCUGCCUCCUCGCUGGGAUACGGUUUCCGGGCAGCCAUGGCCAGCCGCGAGCCUAUCUACACGGUGGACUUCGGGCCGGACCCGGCGCUCAGCAGGGAGACAACUGCCGGAGCCGCGGGUGGGAACGGCGCCUCGGGAGGAAGCGUGGGUGGACGAGGGAAUAACUUGCUGCAGGUGAGCCGCUCCGCAGGACACGGAUGGGUGGGCCGUGCCUACUUUUCCAUCAUCGGCCACCCGGCCAGUCUCAAGGUGAACAGCGUACGCUUCGAGGACGCCGGUAUGUACACGUGCACGGCAGUGUACCGGGACGGCGCCCGCAGGAACUCGACGGUGCGGCUUCAUGUCGUCGCACCGCCUGAGCCGCCAGUGAUACGAGACGGCGAAGGCAACGAACUUCGAGGGAAGAUUGGUCCGUUCAAUGAGGGCAGCACGCUGGCGUUGGUGUGUGUCGUCUAUGGCGGAAAACCCAAGCCAACACUUGUGUGGAGCGGCAUGCCGGACGGGAUGAUGGCCGAGGUGCGCCCCUCGUCCGAAGCACAGCUCACCACGUCGACGCUUCUCAUCCACUCGCUGAGGAGGGAGGACCUGCGUUCGACGCUCUACUGCACAGCGUUCAACAACAUAUCGUCGCCAGCCGACACAUCCGUCACGCUGGACCUCAACCUGCGUCCCACAUCGGUGAAGAUCAGGCGCACCGAGAUCCCAAUCUCGGCAGGCCUGCCAGCCGAGAUUGCCUGUGAAGUGUGGGGCUCUAGGCCCCCGCCUGUGGUCACCUGGUGGAAGGGUCUGAGUGAGCUCAAUCACACAUUCGUCUACCUGUCGACGGACGGCAAUAUGACCACGAGCGUGGUGUCUUUUACCCCUUCGAGAGACGAUCAUGGCUCCAGCCUCGCCUGCCGCGCCAAGAACCCGGCCAUGACGGAGAGCGUGGAGGAGGACACGUGGACCAUGGAUAUCCAGUACAAACCGAAGAUCUCGCUCCAGCUGGGCACCAAGCUAAGCCUGGACAACAUCCAGGAGAACAACGACGUGUACCUGGAGUGUCGCGUGGAUGCCAAUCCUCCGGUGGAAGAAGUGGCCUGGCAGUUCAACGCGCAAGAGUUGCAGGCCUCGGAGAACGUGCUCGUCUCCAAGAACUUCCUGGUCAUCCAGCGAGUGCAGACCCAUCACUCGGGCCUCUACUCCUGCAGCGCUGCGAAUGCCGAAGGUCGAACGCAGGGCGAGACGCUCCAGCUGCGCGUUCAGCACGCCCCCUUGUGCAAGGCCAACCAGCACGUAGUGUAUGCCGCGUCACGGCACCAGGAGGUCGAGGUGCACUGCGAGGUCGAGGCAGACCCGAGUAAUGUGACGUUCGAGUGGCGCUUCAACAGCACGCUCCAACAGCGGCCCCUCAAGAGCUUCUGGGCGGAGGGCACGCACAGCGUCGCCCGAUACAUCCCUCACAGCCACACCGAGUACGGGACCCUGCUUUGCAUGGCGUUCAACCGCAUUGGAAAGCAGCGACAGCCGUGCGUCUUUCAUGUCGUCCAAGCAGGUCCUCCGGGGCCCGUAGAGAACUGCUCCAUCACAAACCAGACCGAGGGAUCACUACACCUUGAGUGCCAGGCGGGCUCGGACGGACACCUGCCGGCACACUUCGUGCUCUCCGUGCAUGAUGUGCUGACAGCCACUGUGUCUGCUAACUUCACUGCCGAUAAACCAGACUUUUGGGUUCAUGACCUCCUUCCUGGCGUAGAGUAUUUCCUGGUUGUAUCAGCUGUGAAUGAGCGCGGCCGCAGCCCCGAGCUCACCAUUCUGCCACCUAUCAUGCCUCUAGUAGGGAAGCUCACGAAGUCGGGCAGCGCGGCGAAAAUCUACUCGAACGUCUUGCUCCUCGCGGUGGUCGUGGGUGUGGCCCUACUCUGCCUGUUGCCACUCAUCGUGCUCGCGGUGGUGAAGCUGAGAAGAAGUGAUUACUUCAACAAGAGUCGAACGGCCAAGAAAGACGCUACGGAGACAGACGCUUGCCCAUCCACAACGACCGCAAGUACGCAAGAGGCCAUGCAGCUGCAAAUUUCGUCCGUUUACCCAAAGGAAGACAACCAAGUCUGGAUCGUCAAGAAGAGCACUGGCCUAUGAGCAAGGGACGUACUGCAGCCGCGCUGUCCCCAGCCCGCAAAGUGACGCAAUAGAACACCAGCAGGAGGGAGGCACACCAGAGUGCCACAUCUCGCCUGAUUGUUCGCUUUCAUUGACACUCUUUUAUCUCUGCAUAAGAAGAAAUCACCACCUGUAAAGUCUGUGUCUCCAAAAAUUAAAUGAAGAAGCUCCAAGCUACCGGCUGCGCUCAUCGAAUCAUUCGCCUGAGCAGGCUUCUGUUCUUGGUUAUUUCAUUUUUAGUAUUCUUUUAUCGAGCUGUGCGACAGACAUGAACAUUAGACCGCGUUACGGACGUGCCAACGACGUGUUAUGGACGGCCUGAACGGCGUGAGUGAUGGCUUACGACCAGUAAAAGUGGACAUGUUGGAUAGCUGCUGCUACGGUGUUUGGUCACUCUACACGCUCUUCUUUAUUUGGAUCUUCCUUCCCGUGUGUCCUUUUCUGUAAUGAACUGAAUUAACAAGUGGAAACGGUGCCCUGCCAACGACGCGCGGCCCCUGCUCAAGUGUGUGUGUGUGUGCCGCCAGAAAACUGGAAAAAAAUGGGGAGUGCUGCAAAGAUUCGCCUACGAGUGAUGUUUCAGACGCGGUACCUUGUGCAUUCCCAUGUCGUCGGAAGUAGAUGUGCUCGUCCUUGAAAAUUCAGAGACUCGGACACGCGGAAGCUUUCCUGCUGAACAACUCACAAUUUGUUCGUGCAUACCUGUGUCAUCAAUCACAAGUGACACGGACAGAGCGAUACUCAUAGAGACUUGCAGCGUGUCGUACAAGCUUGCAUUGUCAUACCAUGGAGCAGAAGAAAGAAUAAACCAUUCAUCAUGUGCGCGGCUCACUGAAAAAUGUGUCGUGUACACAAACUAUGAUGGAAGAGUCUGAAGCGAGCAAGCGAAGAAAAAAGCGUAAUCGCAAGAUUUGGAGCACAAAGGCACAAUAUUAUUGAAGCCGUCAAAAGCGGUACAGUCAACUGAAAGGAAACGUCUGCCACGAACAACAAAGGUCGUCGCCUGUGUCGUAUGGCUCAUCUUCGACGCUUAAAAAAUUGUCCGGGAGAUGUUAUUUUUAUAUGCCAGCGGUCUGUGCCCUCGCCAACAUACUAACGUCUGUGAAGCUCGCCAGACUAUUUUGCCUGAUCACAGCAGGCGACUAAAUUUCCAUGUGCCCCUUCUUUCCUCUCCAGUGUGCAGACAAGUGUGUUGAUAUUUGCCGUUGAAACUUGGACAAUGCCAUCACUGUCAUCACCACGUUAUAGUUAUCGUUACAUGAGCGCGCUUAUCGUUA
Dermacentor albipictus is the source of this 3553-nucleotide messenger RNA. Its product is annotated as nephrin-like. NCBI's taxonomy places the organism in Eukaryota, Metazoa, Arthropoda, Arachnida, Ixodida, Ixodidae. Gene Ontology annotation, molecular function: protein binding. The record is from RefSeq and is a predicted model, not a curated record.